AGGAAGUACCCAUGCUAAAGACGAUUCAACGCUGGUCUGACAAAUUGGGAUCCAUGCUUCAAGAUUAUUUUGAUCACGCGGACUGGAAUAUGUUCCGGGUAGCUUCCGAAAAAUAAUAUUGACGUGUACAUUGAAACGGUUAGUGUAUAAGUGUAUAGGAGAUGUUGUUCCCACUGUGACUAUUAAAACCUACCCUAACCAGAAACUGUGGAUAGAUGGCAGCAUUCACGCAACACUGAAAGCGCGAUCCACCGCAUUUAACCAUGGCAAGUGUCCAUUCAGCCAUGAAAGAAAGCCUUCUUCUGCUUCGAUCUCCUCCUCCACUCUCUCCGUCUUGCCCUCUUCUCCAUGGGUAUAAAAAGGACAGUUCUUUACCAGCUUCACUUCAUCUGGAACCUCCAGCCUCAUCAAUCCAAACUACUGAACCACACACGGCCUAAUCAUGAGCAGGAAUUACAUGUCCAAGUAUGAUGAGAUGCGUAAGGGAGACUACAUAUGGUCCAAUAACAAGGAAUACAAGGCAGUUUUCCAGGAGGACGGUAACUUUGUCAUCUAUGGCUGGAGGCAGAUGUGGUCCUCUGACACCGCCGGCCAGGUUGACGCCUACCGCCUGUGCAUGCAGGACGACUGCAACUUUGUCAUGUACAAGAGGGAUAACAAGACGAUGUGGCAAACCAAGAGCCAGGGUCAAGGGUUCAAGAUGUGCCGCAUGUACCUGCGUAACGACGGCAACCUGGUCGUUGAGAAGGACGGAGAAGAAAUGUGGAACUCUUCUUCCUCAAAGGGCCACAAGCAGUGAAUGUCCUGACCGCAACUGGCUCUGUCCUAAGGGUCAUCAAGGAAGAUGACUCCUCUCACUCUGUACCAUAAAUCAAAUCCCUGUGUUCCAAUAUCCACAUUAACAUACCACUUAGAAUGAAGUGAUGUGCUGUGUAUGAGUUGUAAGUGGUAUGCUAGUGUGUAUAUCAGAACAUAGCCUUAAGGUAUCUGACUCACAGUGAAAAGAUUAUGCAAUAAACAUUUUAAAU
Salvelinus namaycush (lake trout) is the source of this 1028-nucleotide messenger RNA. Its product is annotated as mannose-specific lectin-like. Bases 443 to 799 code for a protein of 118 amino acids. The record is from RefSeq and is a predicted model, not a curated record. NCBI's taxonomy places the organism in Eukaryota, Metazoa, Chordata, Actinopteri, Salmoniformes, Salmonidae. The transcript is spliced from 4 exons.